Molecule: messenger RNA, 3178 nt
Organism: Megachile rotundata (alfalfa leafcutting bee)
Lineage: Eukaryota; Metazoa; Arthropoda; Insecta; Hymenoptera; Megachilidae
Gene: otd2
Product: homeotic protein ocelliless
Biological process (GO): regulation of transcription by RNA polymerase II
Cellular component (GO): nucleus
Molecular function (GO): DNA-binding transcription factor activity, RNA polymerase II-specific; RNA polymerase II cis-regulatory region sequence-specific DNA binding
Source: RefSeq, a predicted model, not a curated record
UGGUGGGGGCCGAGGGGGUGGUGAUGUGGCCGAACAGCCUGGGCGGUACUUCCGGUUGCAGCGGAGGCGCCGGCGCCACCGAUCUCGGGGGCCUCGCCGCCUCCACCACCUCGGCCUCCGAUCUUUUCGGGCCCGCCGCGUUUGGCGCGUCCGCGGCCGGGCCCUACGGUGCCCUCAAGACCAACCCUUACGUCAGUGCCCUCGGUAUGCCCCCGAUCGAGGCUCUUCACACCACUAUUGGCUACCCCGGUUGUACUCCUGCUGGUGAGUCCUACUACUGUAAUCCAAGGAAGCAACGAAGGGAGCGAACAACCUUUACCAAAGCGCAGUUGGACGUUCUCAACGGACUUUUCUCCAAGACCAAAUAUCCGGACAUUUUUAUGCGAGAAGAAGUGGCGAUGAAGAUCAAUCUUCCGGAGUCGAGAGUGCAGGUGUGGUUCAAGAAUCGCAGAGCCAAAUGCAGACAGCAACAGAAGCAGCAGCAACAGCAACAGGACAAGGCACCGAGGUCGAAGAAACCCUCGGGAAAUCCGACCAACAAUCCGCCCUCUGGAAAAAGUCCUUCGAUUGCUACCACGCCCACGCCUGCCGCCGCGGUGCCUGCCACAACACCCCUAAGCGGAGGUACAGGUGGUUCGGCGGCCAGCUCUCCAGCUCUUCUCCGGGAUUCCCCUCAGUACAAACCAGCGGGAAGUCUACUGUUGGCAGCCAGCACGACUCCUCCGAGCUUAGGUGGAACGGUGUAUAGUAGCGGCGGUAGCAGCAGUAGUAUUUGGAGCCCGGCCGUGACGGAAAGCGGCGGGGGAUUCCCGGGUGACCAUCAGAGGUUAGCGUGGACAACAACCACCUCCCAGCAACAGUGCUAUCAAAACUAUUCUUCUUAUUACACUAAUAUGGACUAUCUGUCUCCUGCUACGCAUCAAUUGAACGUCGUGGAUGGAGGAGGAAGCGGUUUGGACAACACGUGGAGUAAAACGAGGGACGAAAGUGCAUCCUCCUGGUUUUACAACAGCGCAGGCUGGGGCGAUCGGAAGUGAACCUGAAAGUCGCUGAUUGAUGCAAAACAUCAAGGCUUCGGUACAUAUCAUCGACAAUAGAUAAACGAACUUUGUGUCGCUGAUUAAGCGGCGUGGAACGCGGCCAAAGACAGUCUUCUUCGUGUUAAGAGACAUAUCGUUGCGCGACGAAUGCUCGUGUUAUCGACUUUUCGCUGCGUGAUCAUCGAGUGUUAUAUCCGUUUCCUUGCGUUCAACGGAAUCGAGCCGUGAAAUUGUAUUUUAUCCAAGUAUUCGUUUCGAGAAAACGAUAGCGACCGGUGCGAUGUUUCGACGUAUUAAACGUCCGGUUUCCUUAUCGCGAGAUAUUUUAACGAGAUAUUUUAACUAAAAGAGAAGAAUACUUCUGUUUCCGGUCAAACUGUCGAAUCAUCGCGGAAUAUUCUUUAUUUCGUUUAAUCGUUUCGUCUAUCACUUAUUUCGAUGUCAUCGAGUAACAAUCUGUAAUUUAUAUCCGUGCUUCGCUAAAAAACAAUAUGCACCAUAAAAAUUGUAAACUUUCGUUCCAUAUGACAAAGGACAAAUGAAAUGUUCUCGAAGAGACGGCUGAUUAAACGACUGGAAACGAUGAAGCAAGUUUCCAUUUGUCCUGACGUAACAGUCGAAAAUUUACGCUUUCCACGACGUGUUUAGGAAAGAUUUGUAGAGUACAUCGCACUCGCCGGAACGAAUUAAAACUCGAAGCGUUCGAUUUAGUUUACCUCCGUUCAUUGAAACGUGCAAUCCUAUUCGUUGUCGCGAAAUAUUCACUCGUUACUGACGCUAGUCAUCUCGAUGAAAGGGAAAAUCGAUGGAAAUAUUUCUGGUAAAUAAAUGAUUUUAAAGAGGAGGAGAACAAAUUCGUACAUUUGGUAUUACGUUAGUUCGUGUUUCGUUCGGCGUUUAGUCAGUGUUACGCGUGAUAUCGUUCGCAUAUCGAGAACGCGUCGUAUCCCGCGAACGUUUCCUACUGUCACGCAUCUUUUUUGUAAUUAAUACAUCGUGACGAUGCAACGUUCAUCGAAAGAUCACUUCUCUUAAUAUCGAGAACACUGAUGUAUAUAAUAUAAAUAGCCCUGCGUUGUUCGGAGAAUGUAGUUAGUUGGAAUUUGCAGGAAGCAACGAGAGAAACGGUAGAUCCUUUUUGCUAUCUUCGUUAAGGAUAUCCCAAGAAAAAUUAUGUACGUACGCGUUUGUGCGUGCACGGAUAUGUAUCAUGUACAUACUAAGCAUGAGUUGUACGCGUAUACAGGCCGAGUUCAAAGUAAUUAGUCGCAGUUUAGAAUUGUUCCAAAGGAUUCGAAGGAACAAACGUUUCGAACGAUAGUCCACCGAUUUCUACAUCAUAUUUUUGGAGCUUUAUUUGAAAAAUAUGGAACCUACCUCGAAUACGUUUUUUUUUUGACAAUUAUUCGUACAGAUCAUGUUAUCUAUACGCUUAUAGCGCAUGAAAAGACGAUUUCUUUUCAGAAAACUCAAGUUGGUGAAAGGAUUACAGUGAUCGGUUUUUGAAUCAUCCUGUAUACGAGAACAUGCCGAUUAUUUAUGUACAUAUGUACCAUUUUUCCAACGCAUUUUCUGAAUCGGGUGAAAAUAAUCGAACAAACGCCUGGACGUUUGUUUCGUUAAUCGCGACGAAAGUUGAUUCGAUACCUUUGAACUUCGAAACUAAACAAUUGUUCCAAUAAAUCGAAAUAAUUGUUUCUGAUAACACGUCAGUCGAUCAGCUUUAUUCAUCGAAUGGUAUCUAUGAAUCGUAUCGUGGGUCUCGAAUCAAAGAUCGUACAAUUGGACGCGCGAUCAAAACCGAAAACGUUGAUCGAUCGUUUACAUUUAUGGACUUGUACAUAGGAGAACUCGCACCCGUGCUCGAGAUGGGUUGUUCGGUUUCUCUUUUCGUUAAAUAAAAGACAUCUCCGCAGAUGCGAAACUUGGAUUCAGCGUACACGAUAGAAAAGACGAAGAGAAACAUCAAUAUGUAAAGCGAGAAAAGUAUAUAGUUUAAAUGUAGAGAUGUAAGUAACGUGACUGUUUAGAUUGUUAUUAUAAAAUGCUAUCGAUAACGAUACUACGACUACCGAGGGAGAGAACAACGACGUACGUGUCAUAAGAUGUAUGAAAUAAUAUAUCAAACUUGAAUUGUA